UAGAGUCGUGCGUUGAUCGGUGGCGGAUUAUUAGACGUUCGCAUGGUUGCAAAAUUGUUUGCAUAUCCUUUGCAUAUGUUGUACAAGAAAAGACUUCCGUCACAAUACGACGACUCUGAAAACAGCUUCCGAAAAUGGCUGGUGGAGAUUACUCUAUGAAUCCGAGCGAGGCUAAUGGUAAGAUACCAGUUCAGGCGCACUCAUCAUCAGGGACACCGGAGAAAGCAGCGUGGGGCCGCCCGCUUGAAUUUAUCUUAGCUUGUUUGGGAUAUGCAGUCGGCUUAGGCAAUGUCUGGCGUUUUCCUUAUCUUGCAUACAGAAAUGGCGGGGGUGCGUUUUUGAUUCCGUUUUUAUUGAUGAUGAUCCUGAUUGGCCUGCCAUUGUUUUUCUUGGAAUUAUACAUUGGACAAUACACAAGUCUGGGACCUUUGAAGGCGUUCGCCGCUAUCGGGCCCGUCUUCAGUGGUCUCGGUUACUGCACGUUGGUGGUGAUUAGUUUGAUCAGUAUUUACUAUAUGAUCAUUGUAGCGUGGACGUUGUUCUACACAAUAGUCUCGAUAGCCGGCAAUCUUGAUUGGGGAUCGUGCGAGAAUGAAUUUAAUACAGAUUUUUGUUACAGUGGAUUUUACGAUGCUCAAUGCAGAGUUAACAAUACAGGAAUUGCAACAGAUCUUACUUAUUAUUUAAGGCGUUGUGUAAGCAUUGGAGAGAUUUGUUUGCGCACUGGCUUUGAACCUUAUGACGGUAAAUAUUGUUUGAACGGUACAGAAACAAUACCUUGGUACAGCAAUGUGAGGAGAACUAUUGCAGCUGAGGAAUAUUAUACACAACGCGUAUUGGGCCGCGGCGACGCAACUUGGCAAAGCUGGGGCACGAUUCAAUGGCAUCUUGUCGGAUGUCUUGCCCUCGCCUGGUUUGUGGCAUUCCUCUGCGUUAUUAAAGGUGUUCAGUCAGCGGGUAAAGUGGUUUACUUCACAGCGUUGUUCCCGUACGUGAUGUUAACUGCCCUUCUUGUUAGAGGAGUGACAUUGGAAGGAGCAAAAGAGGGGAUUUUGUUCUAUUUGACGCCGGAUUGGAGCACUCUUUUAGACGCAAGAGUGUGGGGAGAUGCUGCCUCACAGAUCUUUUAUUCCUUUGGUGUGGCUUGUGGAUCUCUAAUCACGUUGGCGUCGUAUAAUGGCUUUUAUAACAAUUGUCAUUUUGAUACGGUGUUCGUUUGUUUUGCAAAUUUCUUUACUUCUGUGUACGCGGGCUUCGCUAUAUUCUCUGUGCUCGGAUUUCAAGCUGAAUUGAUGGGAGUCCAAAUUGAUGAUGUAGCAGAACAAGGGCCUGGCUUAGCAUUCGUUGCGUAUCCUGAAGCAUUACUGCAAAUGCCCAUACCACAGUUUUGGUCAAUAUUAUUCUUCCUGAUGUUAUUCAUACUCGGCCUUGGCAGUCAGUUCGCCGGUAUAGAAGCUAUCAAUACAGCGAUCGUUGAUCAGUGGCCACAGCUCAGAAAGAGAUAUUGGAUGGUGACAGCAACGACUUGCUUUUGUUGCUUCAUCCUCGGCAUCCCGAUGUGCUUCAGCGGUGGUGUCUAUUUGUUCACAUUGCUGGAGUGGAAUACUGCGUCCUGGGCUAUUCUGCUCAUAGGCAUGGCUGAGAGUGCAGCGGUGGCGUGGUGUUACGGCAUCAAUCGUGCGAUGAAUGAUUUAGCGGCAAUGAAUAUGAAACUCAACGUGGUGUUGAGGUUCUAUUGGAAAUCCGCAUGGACUGUUAUCUUACCAGUAGCUAGUGUUGCGGUGCUCGCUUUUAUAUUCUCCGAUUGGAAGCCGCCAAGCUACGCGGACUACGUGUUCCCAUUGUUCGCCGACAUUCUCGGCUGGUUAACUGCUAUAUCAACGAUAAUAUUGUUCCCCGUGGGUGUGGGAUGGGCAUUUUACAAGGGAUAUAGGGGCAAAGAGUUAUUUACUCCAACAGAAGAUUGGAAGCCAUCUAGAAGGGCUCUCAACAACUCCCCAUCUGACACAUCGAAUGACACAAACCAUACGGCUUAUGAUAACGUGGCAUACAUAUAGAUGUCAAAUUAAACUCAACUAUAAGAGCGCGCGCACUUCUUUAAACUAUCGCAUAACGAGGUAUGCACACUACUCGAUUUUUAGUUAUGCAACUAAA
This is a messenger RNA of Papilio polytes (common Mormon), 2154 nucleotides long. Its product is annotated as sodium- and chloride-dependent glycine transporter 1-like. The coding region runs from base 135 to 2057 and encodes 640 amino acids. Gene Ontology annotation, cellular component: membrane. Gene Ontology annotation, molecular function: glycine transmembrane transporter activity. NCBI's taxonomy places the organism in Eukaryota, Metazoa, Arthropoda, Insecta, Lepidoptera, Papilionidae. The transcript is spliced from 12 exons. Gene Ontology annotation, biological process: sodium ion transmembrane transport. The record is from RefSeq and is a predicted model, not a curated record.